Haliotis rubra (blacklip abalone) is the source of this 855-nucleotide messenger RNA. RefSeq names its product acyl-coenzyme A thioesterase 1-like. Lineage: Eukaryota; Metazoa; Mollusca; Gastropoda; Lepetellida; Haliotidae. The record is from RefSeq and is a predicted model, not a curated record. Gene Ontology annotation, molecular function: fatty acyl-CoA hydrolase activity. The transcript has 6 exons. Bases 1 to 855 code for a protein of 284 amino acids. Gene Ontology annotation, biological process: acyl-CoA metabolic process; fatty acid metabolic process.
AUGUUUGGCUCAACGGGAGGUCUGGCGGAGUUCCGUGCUGUUCUGAUGGCCUCUAGAGGCUUUGCUUGCUUUGCUCUUGCCUACUUAAGAUGUGAUGACCUGCCCACUUCACUAGCUGAUAUUGACUUUGAUUACUUUCUCGAUGCUGUAGACUGGCUGGCGUCUCAUCCCAGUGUCCAGCCUGGAGGUAUUGGAGUGGUGGGUACUUCCAAGGGAGGUGAACUGGCCUUCCUGCUUGGCAUGGCAACUGAUCAGGUUUCCGAGUUUUCACGGCUACGGACGAGCAAUGUAAAUAUUCCGUCAGCUGCCUCAAUAGGUGAAGGCUCUGUGGUGCCCCGGUGUAUUCAACUUGAUGACUUAUACAAGUCUGGAAGAGAUUUUUGGAAAGGGUUUGAGAAUCAGAUACUGCUGCAUCAGGCCUGGACGAAUAAUGCCAAGAUCUUGUACUUGUGUGGAGAAGAUGAUGGCGUAUGGAGAACUGACUUUGCUAACACGUUUAUUGGGACAUGUCCUGAAGAGAAGAGAAAGAACAUUGAGCUCAUUAUCUAUCCAGGAACAGGACAUCUCAUUGAGCCACCAUAUGUGCCUGUGUUUACAUCCUGGAACAACAAAACCCUUGGUGUUGAUCCAGGAGUUUCAAAGGAUCCGCUUCUUAGAAAGCGAGAUGUGACGACACCUUUUGUAUUGAAGCUGUCUGUGAUAGAUGACCACGUUCCCUUUGCUGACUUCCACAUGGCCACGACAGUGGUGCUGGCCUCAGACAGGUUAGAACGCUGGUACAAACACAAUACUGUGAGGAGAAUUGUCGUUCGUGAAGGUUCCCUGAGAGGAACUCUCUUCUUGCCUGCAGAAUGA